AUGUGGGACUCCAAACCUGUGGCGAUAGCUGCGUCGACAGCGAUACCCCUCGUAGUAUGGUUUCUUUCGAAGCUAUACAAGCAGAGACAACUUUUCAAAGGCCUCCCUGGUCCCCCUCACCAUCCAAUCCUGGGCCAUCUCAUUGUUAUGGGAGAGAUUGCACGGAGUCUCCCACCAGAUGCAAAUCCCCAGAUGUAUGCCAACCUUAUCCGGGAGCGAUACAAUCUGGGUGAUAUGUUCUAUCUGGACCUAUGGCCUCUAUCCUGGCCCCAGAUGAUCAUAAUCGAUCCUGCUCUGGCCGUCGAAGUCACCCAAGUUCACAAUCUCCCCAAGGGAAAAUUUGUCCGUCAAUUUCUCGGCCCACUAGUAGGCAAACAUGCCAUGGUUGCCGUCAAUGGCGCGGAACACAGGCUUGUUCGCAGUUUCUUUAGUGCUGGAUACUCAACAUCCAAUAUUUUACGCCAUGUACCAGAUAUGGUGGAUAAGACCGAGAUCUUCGUGGAUAUCCUAAACAAGCACGCUGCUGAAAAGCACAUUUUCCCAAUGGAGGAAGCAACUUCGCGGCUCAUAUUCGAUAUCAUGGGUGCUAUUAUCUUCGAUUCUGAUUUCAAUUCCCAGCGGACUGAUUAUUGUUUAAUGGUUGAUUUCCGAGAUCUGGCGCAAUUGCUUCCAACAUUCAUUCUAGAACGAUAUCUCUCGGACCUCAACCCAUUCCGACAGUAUCAACGCUGGAAGCUGGCUCAGUCCAUAAAUGCCGAGAUUGAGAGGAUGCUGAGGGACCGGUUUAAUUCCAAAUCUGGCAGACAACGGAGUUUGGCAAAGCAAUCUUCGCAUAUUGUUGAUGUUGGAUACAAGACCUAUUUCAAAGGGGGCUUCGCAGAGAAGGGCGAUGACUUCACUCCCGAACUCGACAAAGUUUUUAUGGACACUUUCAUAACGCAGUGUAAGACGUUUCUCUUCGCCGGCCACGACUCGUCUAGCAGCACUAUUUGCUACGUGUACCACCUCCUCAGCAAACAUCCAGAAGUAUUAUCCAAACUUCGAGCAGAACAUGACGAGGUUUUUGGGGAGAACGUCUCCGACGCUCCGAGACUUCUCAGAGAACAGCCAGCUUUACUUCAAAAAUUAGACUACACAAUGUCAGUCAUCAAGGAAGUCCUCAGGAUUUACCCACCUAUUGGUGGUUCGUACCGCUAUGGAGAUCCAAAUAUAUCUCUCACAUACAACGGAACAUCAUAUCCGACGAAUCCCUUCGCUGUCUACGUGGUUGACCAUGCCAUGCUUCGCCACCCUGGAUUAUUCAAAGACCCACUUCGGUUCUACCCCGAGCGGUACACGGCUGCGGCGUCUGAUCCCUACUUUGUUCCAAAAGACGCUUGGCGUGCAUUUGAGAAGGGUCCAAGGAAUUGCAUCGGCGAAGCGAUGGCGGUUGUGCAGAUAAAGGUCAUCCUUGCGCUGACUGUACGUAGUUUUGAUGUACAGGCUGCAUAUGAAGGAGUUGGACCUGUUGUCGCAGGAGAGAGAAUGUACCAGACUUUGCAUGUAACUGCAAAGCCAAAGGAUUCGAUGCCGGCGAGGGUAGUAGCUAGGUGA
Messenger RNA from Venustampulla echinocandica, 1593 nucleotides. RefSeq lists its product as uncharacterized. The transcript is spliced from 4 exons. Lineage: Eukaryota; Fungi; Ascomycota; Leotiomycetes; Helotiales; Pleuroascaceae. The coding region runs from base 1 to 1593 and encodes 530 amino acids. Gene Ontology annotation, molecular function: monooxygenase activity; iron ion binding; oxidoreductase activity, acting on paired donors, with incorporation or reduction of molecular oxygen. The record is from RefSeq and is a predicted model, not a curated record.